AACAACAAACCUGUUUGUCUGUCAACAUGCAGUGUGGGAUCUUUUUCUUUUUGAGCUCGACUUUCAUUACACGCAGUCUGUUCACUGUCAAAACACUAAAUCAGCAGUCUUCAAUUAGCCACGGGCAAAUCUGAAGCUAACAUGCAACCAGCCUGUCCUUUCCUAUUAUAUUUACAUUGUCCCUUUCAUAAAGCCUUUCACCACACUGUAAUAGACAGAGCAAACUUCGCAGCUGCUGCUUAAAUCCUAUUGCUCAAACCUGGUUUGUCUCCAUUCACCUGAAAUCAGGGUCUACAGUAGCUAUCCAUGUAGGAAGUCAAAUACAUGGCUCAUAUCAGAUUACAUGUCCACUGGCGUAAUACUGGACUUAAUAGGGAUUGAACUAAGGGUCAGUACACACAUGCUUGCCAAAAAUUGCUAAGCAAUUUCUGAUGCGCUUUCAGUAUUUUCAUGGCAUGACAUGUUUACAUAAUGUCAGGAUUUAUUUGAUCUAUAGAGGUAUUGUGCGUCAACGUGAUCUUCUGUAUGAUCGGUCACAUAUAGUGACAGCGAAGUGUUUAAUUAAUUAUACUUGAGAACAGUGCCUCUAAAAGUCAUUUGAACAAACAACAUUUUAAGGUCAAUAUUACUUGACUGCAGUAUAGUUAAAACACCCAUGACUGAUUUCCAGGGCAUUCGAGAGGGUUCUCUCUUGUCCCAUCUAUUUCAGAUUGCUCUGUCUUAAUCCGAUUAGCAGACACUCAGCUGCAGUGCUUGCUAAGAGGUUUACAAGGGUCUCCUGUCAGCUUUCCUCUUGCUCGAUUCUUUUCAGACACCCUGACCUGUGUUACAAACCUAGCUAUUCUAUUCUUUUGUGCUGAAAUUUGAUCACAGAUGUCAUUCAGAUCCUGAGCAGAAAAGUCUCAGUUAUAAUCCUGACCUUGAAGUGUCAUUUGUAUGGAUUAUUUUUGAAAAGACCAGCUAUAAGAAAAUGGCAGCGAAUCAACUAGAGGAUGUGAUUCAAAGAUGGAGAACAACUGAAGACUUUAAACCAGAGGACCAUAAGCUCUUUCUGAAUGCUGGACAUACAUGCAUUGCCCAAGGUGACUGCACUCAGCUCCUGGACUUCAUUAAAGAUGAGGCCAAUCAGCACAUAGUGAGGUCUAUGGGCAGUGGUCUACUUCCUGCACUGGUGAAUGAAGUGCGGAGAAAGGACCAGAGUUCUGCCAACUUUCAGGCUAUCCUCAAUCAUCUUGUACAGAUCUGCAGUGUGAAAGAACUCCUCGAUAUUUUACUUCAGCAAGUGGAGGACACAGAUCCAAAUGCCAUUGCAGACUCCAUCAUUGCUCUUAUGCCUCUUAUUCAGUCAGUGCUGUUGAGAAUGGGUGAGUCGAAGGCCCAUGGAUUGGCUUUGGCUCUUGAUUCACUGCAGAAACAGAUUUCAAAGCUGCCUGUACCUUACUCACACAAACAGGAAGAGGAAGAUGUGUACGGGCUCUGUCGAAGCUGCACUGCAGUACUGACCUUUGUACAACCCUUUGUGCAGGAAGUCAAGAAUCAAGAGACAAACUCAGUGGCCACCAAACUAAGAGCUACUCUUCUAAAGUUUUGCAUGGAGAGUCUAAGGGAACCUCUCCUCCAUGUUGAGCUGGACAGAGAGGCGAACAUGACAGAAACGUCACCCUUGUGGAAUUUUGCCACAGAAAUAAUGGCAAUUCUAGCAGUUAUACAAGAAUCUCUGCCAAAAAUCCUGUUCUAUCAUCCUUUGAAAGGAAAAGAAGACACCAUUUCGGAGAAAGAUGCUUGUCAUCUAAAUGAAUCAAGAGCUUGCAUGGCUUACUUGCUUUUUGUCCAGCUUAUUGCCAUAGAAGUGUUUCCUACAGUUUUUUGCCCUGUUUUCGUCCUGCAGUGCAAUAUGGAAUACAUCAAUCUUCUUUUAAAUAGAAAGGAUGAAUCAUGGAUACUGAAAGGACUGGACUUACACGUUAAAAGUUUGGAAAGAGUAACAGACUGCAGUCUUCCAGUGGAGCUCUUAGAUCUGAAACCAUUUCAUGAGGUUCCAAAGAACUUAAUUACAAUUAUGAUUGACUGUCCUAUCCAGCAUUUGAGAGGAAAAAGUCUUGUGGUGUUCCAGCUUUUUAUAGAGAAGCUUAAUGGUGAAGCGAAGCACACAUUUUUCAGACGCAUCAUGAAGACGAGCCGUCAUGCAGGUGUAGAAAGUAUCAUCAUCAAAAACAUAAAGACUCAAGUGGAACGGUACAGAAAGUCAGCCUACGAAGACAGUUGGUUUGAGGGGACUCUGCUCAUCUCACUGCUCAGAGACACUAUUAUUCUCCCACAGGGCCAUGAAACUGACUUGCUACAUGGGAUGGACAGGGUAAUGGAGUCUCUGAAUCUUCUGCGGUAUUUAUUGAUCCAGGAAAGAAACGAUUCUACUGGGAUAUGGAUAGACCUGUGCCACAUUGCAAACAGUUACACAAAAUUAUUACGCCUAUGUCUAAGCAUGUCAAAAUCCUACUAUGGGACAGAGUUAAGAAGACUUAGAGAGGACAAAAAGAUCAAGGCUAAAGAAUUUAAGGAGGCCUCUGGGAAGAUAUCAAUUCAGAGCUUGACUGUGAAAACGGAGAUGUUUGGCAACAUGCCGUGUGAGGCAAAGGAUAAGGUCUUGCAGUGUGCCCUGGUCACAUAUGACUUAAUGGAAAGCCUUGUGGUCCGUAUAGAGGAAAUCAUCGAGGACAGUCAAAACUGAAAUGGGGA
Molecule: messenger RNA, 2736 nt
Organism: Carassius auratus (goldfish)
Lineage: Eukaryota; Metazoa; Chordata; Actinopteri; Cypriniformes; Cyprinidae
Gene: glmnb
Product: glomulin, FKBP associated protein b
Exons: 18
Coding region: 971-2728 (585 amino acids)
Cellular component (GO): cytoplasm
Molecular function (GO): ubiquitin-protein transferase inhibitor activity
Source: RefSeq, a predicted model, not a curated record